AUGGAAGACAACAAAAUCAAGGCGUAUCGCCUCAUCGGCUAUGCCGCAGUUUCGCUCAGUGCUGUCGGAAUCGUUUCGGUGUGCAUCACCCUUCCUUUGGUGUAUUCCUAUGUGAACAACCUCAAGGCUCAGAUGCACGCUGAUUUGAGACAAUGCCGUGAGACGGUCAACUCCGUUUAUGCGACCGCCAUCGCGAUGCCAGCGCUGCCCGGGAGUAACCGCACCGCCCGUCAGGCGGGUUACGACGUCGGAGUCAUCGGUGGAGAACCAAGUGAAAAAGGAGUGUGCGAUGGGUGCUGCUUGCCAGGCGCCCCAGGACCUGUUGGUUCUGCUGGGCGCCCAGGACGUCCAGGACGUCCGGGAGCACCAGGUGCCCCAGGUCAUCCAGGAGAAGGACCAAUCUCGCCAUGUGAACCAUUAACUCCGCCACCAUGUCCAGCCUGCCCAGCCGGACCACCAGGACCACCAGGAGCUCCAGGAGAGCCAGGAAAGGAAGGACCAGCAGGACCAGCCGGAAAAGAUGCUUCUGAAGGAGAACCAGGAGAGGCUGGACCACCAGGGCAACAGGGACCAAAUGGACCACCAGGAAAGGCUGGUGCUGCCGGCCCACCAGGACCACCGGGACACUCUGACGAAGUGAAGCCAGGAAAGCCAGGAACUCCAGGACGUCCAGGACCAAAGGGACCACGGGGACCAGCUGGACUACCAGGAAAAGACGGCGCUCCAGGACACCCAGGAGAAAAGGGACCAGCUGGAGAGCCAGGAAAAUCAGGAGUCGACGGAAUUCCUGGAGAACCUGGACAGCCAGGAAACGACGGAAUUCCAGGAGAACCUGGAAUCUGCCCCAAGUAUUGCGCUGUCGAUGGCGGAGUCUUCUUCGAGGACGGAUCUCGCCGCUAA
Caenorhabditis bovis is the source of this 900-nucleotide messenger RNA. NCBI's taxonomy places the organism in Eukaryota, Metazoa, Nematoda, Chromadorea, Rhabditida, Rhabditidae. The record is from the annotation of a GenBank genome assembly.